GGGCCAGGUGGGAGCCUGUUUGGGGCGGGGCCGUCCUGAGCCACCGCUCUGGGGAGGUCCGAUUCGUCCCGUAGCAUUUUGUUGGGUUUGCUGUCUUCUCAGCGGAAGGCAGAACUUCGGGGAAGUCAGCGCGUGCGGGUGGAAGAUGAGUUGGAGCUUGACCGCAAGUCCAGGAAGGGUCGCCGCGCCGCCCCUGCGUGAGGGACCUUGGAUAGUGAAAGUGGAAGAGGACUCACCUGGAGGGCGGGAGGCCGACCUGCCCGGGGACUGUCAGGAUCCCGAAACUUCCCGACUGCGUUUUAGGCGGUUCCGUUAUCAGGAGGUGGCCGGACCCGAAGAGGCGCUGAGCCGGCUCAGGGAACUUUGUCGUCAGUGGCUGCGGCCCGAGAAGCACUCGAAAGAGCAGAUCCUGGAGCUGCUGGUGCUGGAGCAGUUCCUGACCAUCCUGCCCCGGGAGCUCCAGGCUUGGGCGCGGAAGCGCCGCCCGGAGAGUGGGGAGGAGGCUGCCGCCCUGGUGCGGGCUCUUCAGCGAGCACUUAACGGGACCUCACCCAAGGGGUUGGUGACAGCCCGGGAUGUGGCUGCAUCUCUCACCUGGGAGGAGUGGCAGCAUCUGGGCCCAGCACUGAGGGACGCCUACAGGGAGGGCACGCUGCAGGGUUGUGGGAACACAGCCUCGCCAGGUUCGGAAACCGGAACCGAGAACAGAGAGUUGAUUCCAAAGCAAGAAACUCUAGACGAAGUGGAGCCCCAGGGGCAGCUACCAGGGUCCCAGGAGCACCUGUCUUGCGAGUGGGGUGAGGCGCAUGAGGACAGGGCAGAAGAGCACUCAGGGAAGCCCUCAUCGCUGAAACUUGAACAUUCUCCUGAAGAGCCGGGAGUCCCCGGCAUCUCAGAUCUCCAGAACGGCCCCAGAGAAGAGAGAGACUCCAAAAUCAGUGAAUUGGGGAAGAGCAUCAGAAGUUCAGACUCUGUUCUUUGUCAGCACGUGCAGACCGCAGAGAGUCCCCUGCUGGGUGACGGCCGUGGGGACAGCUGCAAACACAGCUUAGCUGUGGUAAAACCCCACAAAAAUAUUGACCAGGAGGGAAAUUGCCAGGGUCCGGGCCUUUUGGAGACCCCAAGACGGUUCCCAGAAGAAAGACCUUACAAAUGCGAUAAAUGUGUGAAGGGUUUUAAACAGCGUUCUGACCUCUUGAAGCACCAGAGAACCCACACCGGGGAGAAGCCCUAUAAAUGCCAAGAAUGUGGAAAGCGCUUCAGCCAGAGCGCCACCCUCAUCAAGCACCAGAGGACGCACACGGGCGAGAAGCCAUACACGUGUCCCAGGUGCGGGGACCGCUUCAGGCAGAGCUCACAUCUCAGUCGGCAUCAAAGGAUCCAUCUGGGGGAGAAGAGCUACAGAUGCGCCGAGUGCGGGGGCACCUGCCGGGUGGCCCACCGUGCCAGGCACCAGCGAGCACACGCCGGGGAGAGGCCCUACACGUGUGAGGAGUGUCACAAGGGCUUCAAACGGUGCUCCGACCUCGCCAAGCACCAGAGGAUCCACACCGGGGAGAAGCCCUACGGGUGUUCCGCCUGCGGGAAGCGCUUCAGCCAGAGCGCCACCCUCAUCAAACACCAGAGAACUCACACCGGCGAGAAGCCCUACAGGUGUCUUGAAUGUGGGGAGAGCUUUAGACAGAGUUCCCACCUCAUCCGACACCAAAGAAUCCAUAGAAAUAAAGUCCUGUCAUUUUGACAUGCUUCUGCCUGAGCUGUUUUGUUUCUCUCUCUCUCCCUCUCUCUCUCUUUGUUUCCAGAAACCACAUUCUUUGGCUUUGGAGUAUUUCAGUCACUGUGGAUGGAAUUGCCUUGGGCAACACACCCAAAACAGAGUCCGACUGCAGCCUUGGGACGUACUUGGAUAACCUAUCGCCAGGACGGAGGGAGAUACUCAGGUCGGGAGCCGCAUCAAGGAGACGCUGACAUGAGCGAGGGCUGACCCGUGACAGUCUGUCCUCGUCUCUUCACGCUUCCUACCUCUGCUUUUGGACCAAACCUUGCCCACUCCAGUUACUUCCCAGAGAAUGGAUUUCCGUCACUUAGAGCUGUCUUGCUACUUAGAUGGUCAAUAUUUUAUAACCGAAAACACCCUGUAAAGUUCAGUGCCUACAAGAAACACUCUAUAUUUUUGACUUUGUGAAAAACUAAUUUUGCAGAGUCCCUGUUGCUUUCUCAUUCUUUGCUUGUUUGGUUAGCCACAGCUACAAAUUUGGAUUAGAGCCUAAAUCUUUCUUACUAUCUCUCUAGUGCUGUACACAAAUAACAUAUAUUGCAUCCAAAUUCUUUUUGAACUUUUUUUAUAUUAAGGGAAUAUAAGUACAUUAUUUGAUAUUUAGGGACACA
Molecule: messenger RNA, 2388 nt
Organism: Camelus dromedarius (Arabian camel)
Lineage: Eukaryota; Metazoa; Chordata; Mammalia; Artiodactyla; Camelidae
Gene: ZNF394
Product: zinc finger protein 394
Exons: 3
Coding region: 146-1741 (531 amino acids)
Biological process (GO): regulation of transcription by RNA polymerase II
Molecular function (GO): DNA-binding transcription factor activity, RNA polymerase II-specific; RNA polymerase II cis-regulatory region sequence-specific DNA binding
Source: RefSeq, a predicted model, not a curated record